Messenger RNA from Paecilomyces variotii, 1338 nucleotides. Its product is annotated as methyltransferase domain-containing protein. The coding region runs from base 418 to 1251 and encodes 277 amino acids. Gene Ontology annotation, biological process: methylation. Lineage: Eukaryota; Fungi; Ascomycota; Eurotiomycetes; Eurotiales; Thermoascaceae. The record is from RefSeq and is a predicted model, not a curated record. Gene Ontology annotation, molecular function: nucleic acid binding; S-adenosylmethionine-dependent methyltransferase activity; protein methyltransferase activity. The transcript has a single exon. Gene Ontology annotation, cellular component: eRF1 methyltransferase complex.
ACGUUUCAUCUAAACUACAUUAACUACUGUAGUUCAAUGUGCAAGUUUGCUGUUUGACAAGGAUCGUGUUUAGGUCUUACAUACAUUUCGAUUUCGAUCUCAUUGAGCAUCCCGCCAGUUUUCUUGAGUUAUUCCCGGCACAUGGAGGGGUUAUAAAGAUUCUGGCUCAGCUACCUACUUAUUUACAAAGGACAAGGAACCGAAGAAAAGAGACGGUCUAUAUAUACGUUUUGCUCUAUGCAUUUCUGAUCCUCAUACAUGUCUACUCUCAACCAUUCCUGAACAAUCUGGUGCAUAUCCAAGCGCUACUUUCUGUCUCUCUCGAAAAAGUCCCGAAAGACAACCCGCAAGCACAACGAGAUUGAUAUACAAGAAAAAAAAGGACAUCUCAUCCAAAGGCACAAAAAAAAUCACAUCAUGCUUCCCACCCCCUCGACAUCCCACGUGUCCUUCGACACAAUCUACGAACCCGCCGAAGACUCAUUCCUAUUUCUGGACACCCUCUCCUCCGCCUCCGAGACAGCAUGGCUUUCUGAACGUUUUUCAGCCUCAUCGCAAACAACAUAUUCUCCACCUCCUCUCGUCGUCGAAGUCGGGACCGGGUCCGGAGUCGUCCUCGCUUUCGCGGCUGCAAAUGCAAAAGAGAUCUUUGGCCAGCAAGGUAUCAUGACGUUAGGAACGGACGUGAAUCUCAAUGCCUGUGCAGCAACGCAGCAGACGGUGAUUACUGCGAUUCGCGAGAAAGACGAGAAGGAAAACGAAAAGGAAAUCGAUGACUCCGGGAAGUCAUCGUCGCACUUCCUUGCUUCCCUAACGGCAGAUCUAUGCAGUCCGCUACGUCCGCAUAGUGUGGAUGUCCUACUGUUUAAUCCACCGUAUGUCCCCACACCAGAACUACCGCGUCUUCCAUCAGAAGCGGACAUUCAGAAGGAGAAAGAAAUGUCUCGGUCGGAGAAGUUCGAGCAUGAGUCGUAUCUUCUGUCGUUGACGUAUGCGGGCGGCGCUGAUGGGAUGGAGAUUACGAAUCGGUUGUUGGAUGAGGUGCCUAAUGUGUUGGAUUCCGAGAGGGGGGUUGCUUAUGUUCUGUUGUGUGCGCAAAAUAAACCUGAGGAAGUCAAGGAGAGGAUUCGGGCUUGGGGGCACGGGUGGAUGGCAGAGACGGUGGGUAGGAGUGGGAUGCAGGCUGGGUGGGAGAAGUUGGUGAUUGUACGGAUAUGGAGAGACAAUCAUAGUAUUCCAUUGGGGAAUUGAAUGCAUUUGUCUGAGUUACGAUUACUUGAUCAUGGCGCAGUCUAGAAGGUUACGAGGUAAUGAAGACGAGAUCCGCGCAUCUGGUGG